Phytophthora sojae is the source of this 841-nucleotide messenger RNA. RefSeq lists its product as hypothetical. The record is from RefSeq and is a predicted model, not a curated record. The transcript is spliced from 3 exons. The coding region runs from base 58 to 789 and encodes 243 amino acids. Gene Ontology annotation, biological process: intracellular protein transport; clathrin-dependent endocytosis; clathrin coat assembly. Gene Ontology annotation, molecular function: structural molecule activity; clathrin heavy chain binding. Gene Ontology annotation, cellular component: clathrin coat of coated pit; plasma membrane; clathrin coat of trans-Golgi network vesicle. NCBI's taxonomy places the organism in Eukaryota, Oomycota, Peronosporomycetes, Peronosporales, Peronosporaceae.
GACCGAACGGCCGCAUCCUCGCCGAGAGCACCUCGCUAGAGCAGACACAGAGACAGCAUGGACCCGUUCGGAGACAGCCAGCCGGUCGAGGGCGAAGUGCCCGCCGAGAUCUCAGACUUCGCGCCGCCCGCGGACAACACUGGAGACUUCUACGAGGUGGAGCCCACGGAGGCCGCCACGAAUGGCACGUUCGAGGGCCUGGGCUACCAGCAGCAGGAGUACCAGGAGCACGCGUACGAGGAGCAGACGGAGAGCUACCAGCCCAUGGAGUUCGCUGCCCAGGAGCAGCCCGUUGAGACGCCCGCUGUCGACUUCCAGAUCCCCGUCGUGGAGGAGGACAACGAGCUCACUAAGUUUAUGCGCGAGUACGAGGAGAAGAUUGCGCUGAAGGCGCAGGAGCAGGAGAAGGUGGCCGUGGAGUGCAAGGCCAAGGCCGAGGAGGACAUGGCGCAGUUCGUGGCCGAGCGCCAGCGCAUCAAGGAGUCCAAGAUGCAGUCUAACCGCGUGUUCGAGCAGGCCACGCUCGAGAAAAUGGUGGCUGACCUGCAGAACGAGAACCCGUGGGAGCGCGUGGUGACGCUCGUGGACCUGGAGACGAGCCGCAAAAAGAAGCUGGACGCGCUCAACAACAAGAAGGACUCCAAGAAGCAGGACCCUAAGCCCGUGGCUGUGCCCGCUAAGAAGACGCCCGAGGACGAGGAGGACGUCUCUCGGAUGCGACAGUUGUUCGUGCAGCUCAAGGCCACGCCGCUCGAGCAGACGCGUGCUGACGCUGUGGCUGCCAAUUAGACCAACCACAGACAGAGAUCAGCCCCGCACGCUGCGGUGGUGAUAGUAGAGA